CGUUUCGCGUGAGGAACUUCCAUUCCAAAAACGUUUUUCUAAAAAUAAAGCGCGAGCAAGUUCAUUGAAUUUAUGUUUUGUCGCGCCCAUUUGUUGCAAACGGUCGAUGGUAAUGAUACCUAAUAAUAUAACGCACAUCUACGAAUUUAAAUUGCGAAAAAAUGCGUUGAAAAUCAAAAAACAUGAUAUUAAUAUUGAUGUUCGUGUUUUGGUGCGUUUGUAAUGCACGUGGUUUUGAAAAAGAAACGUAUAACAUCGGUGGCAUUUUCAGCGAUGAAACCCAAAAACUAGCCUUCCAAAUAGCCACUUACAGAGCAAACAACAAAUAUCCUCUGUCAGAGUUCAAGUUAGUACCAAUUACAUUCCAAAUAUCCCCAUUCGACACUUUGCAGAUGUACAAAGUAACUUGCGAUCUGCUUCAAAUGGGCAUCGUUGGUCUAUUCGGACCAAGUUCUACAUAUUCCUCGCCAUAUAUUCAAUCAGUUUGCGAUGCCAAGGAAAUUCCUCAUAUAGAAAUGCAUGUCGAUUUCCACAUCAAAAGAAAUGAUACGUUGGUAAAUAUACAUCCUCAUCCGCAAGUGCUGUCCAGACUGUACAAGGACUUGAUCAGGACGUAUGACUGGAAAAGGGCUAUCGUUUUGUACGAAGAUGAGGACAGUUUGAUGAGCGUUGGGCCACUUUUGGAAUACCACAAUCAAAUAGGAAGGAAAAUAAUCCUGAAACAACUGGAGACUACUGACACCGGAAACUACAGGUCUUUACUAACCGAGGUCAAGUCCUUGGGAGAAACGAAUUUCGUAUUAGCCUGUUCGAUAGACAGUCUUGAGGAUAUCCUAAAACAGCUGCAACAGAUUGGAAUGAUGACCGAAACGUACAGCUACAUUAUUACUAAUUUGGAUACGCAGACUGUUGAUUUAACUCCUUUUCAAUAUGCUGGAACCAAUAUUACAGCGAUUCGAAUGUUGAAUCCAGAAUUAACGGAGGUUAUGGAGAUAGCGGAUAAUUUACAACGACUGCGCAAAGAAACUUCAUCCAAUGUUCCGAUCCUCCUUCAGGCCUGGAGAACGAAACUAGAAACGGCUUUAAUUUUCGAUGCAGUAGAAUUAUUUUAUGACACUCUCUAUAAUCUCACUGUUGGCAAAAAGAAAGUGAUUGCAGCGGUUCCAGUGGAAUGUGCUGGUGACAGUACUUGGAAUGAGGGAUAUUCUAUAAUCAAUUUGAUGAAAUCAAAAAUCGUGGAUGGUCUAUCAGGAAAUGUCCAGUUCGAUGUGGAAGGUUUACGAACAAAUUUCAUGGUAGACAUUUUAGAACUCUCUUUGGGGGGAUUAAUGAAAAUAGGAGAGUGGAAUUCGACUAUGAGAAGUUUUAAAUUUCAAAGACCCCAGAAGCCACAAAAAAUUAAAGAACAUAAUGUUUUUAAUACGACCUUUACCGUUUUGAUUAGUAUAAAUCCACCGUAUCAAAUGUUGACAGAAACCACGGCUCAACUAGUUGGUAAUGACAGAUACGAAGGGUUCGGUAUCGAUGUUAUACAGGAACUAUCGAAACUUUUGGGCUUUAAUUAUACAUUUGUCGAGCAGGAGGAUGGAUCAUACGGUGUUUUAAAUAAAACUACCGGAAUAUGGGACGGAAUGAUGGGCGAAAUCAUCGCAGGGCGAGCUGAUCUGGCAAUAACCGAUUUGACCAUAACUUCAGAACGAGAGAGCGCUGUCGAUUUUUCAGAACCGUUCAUGAAUUUGGGUAUCAGCAUCCUCUAUAGAAAACCAGAACCAGUUCCGCCAAGCUUGUUUAUGUUUGUCUCGCCAUUUUCCUUUACAGUGUGGUUACUGUUAGGCGUGUCAUAUCUUAUAGUGUCGAUCGCCAUAUUUAUAAUGGGAAGAUUGUCUCCAAGCGAAUGGCAAAAUCCAUAUCCAUGCGUGGAGGAACCCCAAUAUCUGAUCAACCAAUUUUCAUUCAGAAACAGCUUCUGGUUCAUUUUAGGAGCGUUGAUGCAACAGGGUUCCGAACUAGCUCCAAUAUCGAUUUCAACGCGAACCGUUUCCGGUUUCUGGUGGUUCUUCGUGCUGACCAUGGUCUCUUCUUACACCGCCAAUUUGGCAGCGUUCCUCACGGUUACCACGCUCGUUACGCCAUUCAAUGAUAUCGAUGAAUUGGCCGAGCAAAAAGAAAUCAAAUUCGGCGCGAAAAAUAAAGGGGCUACAGCAAAUUAUUUUAGGGAUUCAAAUUUAACGAAAUAUAAGAAAAUUUGGAGUUACAUGGUGCACAAUCCCGAUUUAAUGUUAGACGAUAACGAGGCGGGUGUGAAGAAGGUCGAAACUGAAAAUUAUGCGUUUUUGAUGGAGUCUACGACUAUAGAAUACGUCACAGAAAGACAUUGCGCUCUAGCUCAAGUUGGUGGACUACUUGAUGAUAAAGGAUAUGGCAUUGCUAUGAAGAAAUUUUCUCCUUAUAGAAAUGAAAUUAGUACUGCUAUUCUUCAGUUGCAAGAAAAGGGUGUCUUAACUGAACGUAAAAUAAAAUGGUGGAAGGAAAAGAGAGGGGGAGGAAAAUGUUCUGCCAAAAAAGAAAAUAGCGAAGCAACAGCUUUGGAUUUACAAAAUGUUGGUGGCGUAUUCCUGGUUCUUUUCGUUGGAUCAAUUCUAGGUGUGUUGGGAUCGCUAGCGGAAUUUAGUUGCUACAUUUACAGAAGAUCAAAGAAAGAGAAAAUAUCUUUUAAAGAAGAAUUCCAGAAAGAAAUGAGAUUCAUCAUAAAUUUCAAGCAGAAUGUCAAGGAGGUGAAUACUUUGCCAAACGAGAGCAGCAGUGAUAAGAAUUUGCUAGAUGUUACUAAAUAUAAUUAUUAAGACAAAUAACUGGAUUUUCUUUGAUG
Psylliodes chrysocephalus is the source of this 2869-nucleotide messenger RNA. The record is from the annotation of a GenBank genome assembly. Lineage: Eukaryota; Metazoa; Arthropoda; Insecta; Coleoptera; Chrysomelidae.